CAUAUUUUAACAAACUUUUUGGUCCAUAUUGAGGGUACCAUACCACCUUAAGCCCAGUGGCUUAUGGGGUCUUGCAAAAACGUAAUAAAAUCCCAUCAUUCCCCGCGCCUGGCAAUGUUUGUGUUAAAGUGUGGAGUGAGGAUAAGUGAAAUGAAACUGGAAUGGAGCAAACACUUAACACGUGUUUUGUGCCCUUCCGCGGUUUUCUUAAUUAAUUAGGUCAGUGCUCCGGCAUGCCUGAUAUCUGGGCACUAGAUCAAAGAAUCGGAGCGUGCAAUAUUGCAUGAAAACAGCACACUGCCCGAGCCGUAAGAGAUUAAUUAACGCGCCAGUUAGAGCAAAAUUGUUCCUAACCACAAGAAAAAGCGAAAUCAUAAUUAAGGAGAGCGUCGUUCUCAGUUUUCGACACAUGGUGACCUCAAUUUGCGUUAUAAUUAGGCAGGUUGAGGGAUUUUCCUAUUUCAGGUGACAAACAAAUUUCAGUACAAUGAUGACAGGGCAAAUAUUUCUUGCCCCUUUAUCUUCACUUUACCUGAUCGCUUACCUUCUGUCAUCGGUUAGUAUCGUUUUGGCUCAAGGCAAACAUCACGCAGAAGUAGAUAACAACUCGUAAAAUGCCCAAAGGGGAGGUUUGUGGGACGCUUUAGUAAACAUUUCCCGCAGCGAAAAUAAACAAUCUGGAGUACUUAGAACUGAUAAUCAACAAAGCUUUAUCCCAAUUUCCAACAAAAUACAAGAUUUAAGAUUUACUACACACUUAAAUCCCCUCAUUUGUGUUCAUCACUGUCACUAUCGCAGGGAUCUCGGCGAAGCACGCUACCAGUUACGCCCCAGCAUUUUUCGCGCCGUAUUCCAGAACAAGAGAUCAAAUCGCCGCACUAUGUUGGGUUUUUACAUUCCGCACUGUUUCAAACUGCGAUCGAGGCAAGCCUCGCGCGCGAAACAACAAACUCUGCCAUGUUUUAUAUUCAAACAAUCAAUUCGCCUGUACCGCAUGCGACGCGUGGACGACAAAAUACGUCAGUAAGGCGAUUGGAUUACGCUGAGAAAGAAUGAAACUCAAAGAGAGCUGAAGUCAUGAGCGGUUUCAAGUCAUCUCUGCUGUGCAAUAGCGUAAAUAUUUCAAGGUUUUAGCCUUAUAGGAAAGUUAUCCGAUAAGCAGUUUUCACGGGACAGAAGCCUUUUAUGGUUAUGAGAGAUUCAAAGACAGGAAGCAAUUAAUUGUACCGAAGACAAACCGUUCACAAUCCGGAUACCAAGCUCCGUAACAAGACUAACCUGUCCAUCUUGGCUGUCAGCAUCGAGCAAUUAACGAAACAAUCUUUCAGAAUUCCACCAUAUAUUUCCUUUUUUCAGUCAGCCUGCUGAGUAAGUCGCCACGCGAAGAAAAGCAGGGCCGGUGAACAAAGUGCAACACUGAAGCUAGGAGACAAACGAAGGCUACAUUGUCCGGCGAACGCGAGAAAACAAAACCAGUUCUUUUCAGAAGCUGUAAUUAAGUGAGUGCAAGUUGGAACAGCCAGGCUAAGAUCAUGAGAAGACGGAGGCCACAUCAGAUUACGGUGAAGCCACCGAAGGCCUACAUACUCGGCAAGGAAGGUGUCGGAAAGUCAGCUCUCAUUGUCCGCUUUAUGACCAGGCGGUUUAUUGGGGAAUACGCUCGAGCUCUUGAGGGAACUUACAGAUCUCACGUUGAAAUGGAAAAUGAGGAAGUAGAACUGGAGAUCGCAGAUACUGCAGGAGAGAACACAGCCGAGAAGUUGAGCCUAAUAUGUCGUCAAGGUGAUAUUUUCUUCAUCUUGUAUUCUAUCACGGAUCGUGCAAGCUUUGAGGAAGCAAAACGCAUUGGACGUUUUAUAAAGGACAGUCCAAACGGGGAUUCAGUUGCCAUGGUGAUUGUUGCAAACAAGUGUGACCUGGAACAUUUUCGGCGAGUGAAGUUUGAAGAAGGAAAUGAUCUGUCCACUGAACUUAACUGUGCUUUUCACGAAGUUACAACGUCGGAAGAUAAUAAACAAGUAAGAGAAGUUGUGCAAAGUUCCGUGUCUAGCUAUCUUCGCCAUCGUGAAAAGAUGAAGGAGUCUGGAAACUUGAAAGUACCUUCAUUUGUUAAAAGGACUCCUUCGUUUGAGAAAAGUGACAAGAAAAAACGAUCAAGUCGAAAUUCUCAGGAGAGCUUGAAGACUCCAUCGAGACCAUUUGAAAUUCAUCCGCGGAUGAGGCGAAAAGAGGAAGGAGAUGGAUCUGAUGACAAAACUAAUAACAACAACAAUAACAGUCGUGUGUCUUAUGUUUACCGUAAACAAAAUGAAAACAGUAAUGACACGUCUUCGUCGUCCAAACGCAUGAAUGGUGACGUAGGUAAGAACCGUACACACGGCCCGUUUAACGUGGAAAAAGUCAAAACUGCGUCUCAGUCCAGGGACAGACAGAAGCUUCCAUCGCCAACUGGAAAGGCGGCUGAGUCUUGUAAUGACGAGAAACCGAAAAUGCCAUUUACGGUUCACAAGGUGAAGGGAUCGUCUGCCAGCGAAUGGAUGCGACCUCUACCUGUAGACAAGAUACGAGCGCCCACAUCGCGGUACCCGACUGAACAGUCGGUUUCCGAAGAGAAGCCGAAGCAUUCAUCCAAAGGACCGUUUUCAUUGGACAGACUUCGGAGUCAGUCGACUGAAAAGCUUCGGGCAUCUUCGUCAAAUGAUCGGUCGACGAAAUCCACUUCGUCGUUCACUCGGAUGAAAGAUGGACUCAUUGGCAGGACCAAAGCCCUGCGAAGAAAACCAAUUUAUCUAUAAGAUUUUGUUGCUUUGGUAAAGAUUUCACAUUGAAAAAUUAAAGUUUUAGAGUCGGUAUUUUACUAAAUAUGUCAGAAAGAUGCAUUAUUAAGUCGCUGUCGUGGUGAGUCGCCCGUGUCUCUUGCAUUGUCAAUCUCGCGGUAAGUUGCACUAUUCUGCCCUCCUGCUAUACCAUAGAGUUAAGUGGUUUAAAAACAGCGGACGACUGAAUUUACACUUCCGUGUGGCUGUCAUUUUAAAUUUUCCGGGCCAAACCUAACAAUGCCUGAUGCACUCGUGUGGGAGAGAUUCCUGAAGUGCAUGUUAUUGAGCUUUGUUUCAGAGCAUUUAUUUUGUUUAGUUCCCUCAAAGAGGGUCGUAGUUAGUAACGAAAGUUCUCAGUGCAUAUGUGUUAUAGCAUAAUGUAUGUGCCUUACUGAUUUAGGCCCGGUUCAAAAGUCGACUUUUGCAUGUGCCGAACCUUAUGUCGACUCAAAUACAUAUAAAUGGGUAUUACUCGCACAUGCUAAGUUCGACGUUUGAAUCGGGCCUAAGUUUCAUAUUAUGUUAGCAGUACGGAAAAGAGGGAGGGAGGGGAAAUAAGAACUGGUCCUUCUGAAUUAAAUUAAUAUAUUAGACGGAAAAUUCUCUUUACAGAUUCAUUUAUUCAUUAGCUCAACAUUAUAUUCAGAUAAUUUGCACCUUAAAAUAGAGAAGAAAGUAAGAAAAUAACGGCUCGGUGUUCUUGGCAACUGAAAAACAAUGUUUAACAACAAGUAGAGAUGUUUACUAAUCUGCUACAAUAAUAUGGUAUGUAAUGGCGAUAAUAAAAUACGUUGAAAGAAAACCGGGCUGUUUCUUUGUUUUUAUUUUUUGGCGUACAUUGGUAGCGUGGACGUUAUUGGGGAGGAGGGCGUAGAGAGAAGGGUUAAGGUUGACCAAUAUAAUUGACAUCUUGUCAGACUACCUGUAGCCGCACUUCCACUAACGACCACCUCUACCGUGGCCACUGUUUUUGAGUUUCGGCGGACGGUCCAUACAUUUACUUUUAUUUUAGCCUCUCCACAACGGCAACAUCCACCUAAGCGCGUCCCAAAAGCCAAAAUAACCUCUCGAAAACGGCCAGUUAAUCAACGACUGACGAUCGGUGUAUACAUAAAUUUAUCUCAUUUUUUAUUGUAAAAGAUCACGAAACUUGACCCGUAACGCGCCUCGUUAGUCUCUGUUUCCGGCGUUCAGCUGGUUAAGGCGCAGCGCGUAAAAAUGGCGGAGCUACAUAAAGGAGAUAGGCUUUGCGCGGCGCUUCAGUCCCCUACAGUGUUUUUCCAUGCGCAAUUUUUCUCGCUUCGUAUCAAGUAACUAACUGAACGCCUGGAAGAGGCUUUAUUGAUAUAUUGGGAUGAUGUUACGUACGUAUUAAAUUUACAUGCUACAAUGGGCAAUAUAAAUGUUGCCCCUUUGAAAAAAAACAGGUGUCAUAUUAAAUCCCUACCUCCCCAUAACGGCCACCUCUCCUCAACGGCCACUCAGUUUCCUCCUUCCCCAAAGAGGUCGCUGUGGAGUCAGUUCGACUGUAAAUUUUGCCUGUGUAACCAUAGUUAUGAGCGGCUUUGACAUUAGAACUUUUUUGGAAAGAUAUACGGCCACAGCGUCUGUGUCCCUUAUACUCCCUUGCCAGGCGUGGUCAAUCAAUAAACCGAUAAUCGAUAUUAAUCGAUUGCCCAUAGUAGUCGAUAAAAAUCGAUGAAGAAAAAAGUUGUGAGUUAUCGAUUG
This is a messenger RNA of Orbicella faveolata, 4547 nucleotides long. RefSeq lists its product as uncharacterized. Lineage: Eukaryota; Metazoa; Cnidaria; Anthozoa; Scleractinia; Merulinidae. Gene Ontology annotation, molecular function: GTPase activity; GTP binding. The record is from RefSeq and is a predicted model, not a curated record.